Molecule: messenger RNA, 2321 nt
Organism: Pieris brassicae (large cabbage white)
Lineage: Eukaryota; Metazoa; Arthropoda; Insecta; Lepidoptera; Pieridae
Gene: Dic1
Product: mitochondrial dicarboxylate carrier
Exons: 6
Coding region: 144-1016 (290 amino acids)
Biological process (GO): malate transmembrane transport; phosphate ion transmembrane transport; succinate transmembrane transport
Molecular function (GO): oxaloacetate transmembrane transporter activity; sulfate transmembrane transporter activity; thiosulfate transmembrane transporter activity
Source: RefSeq, a predicted model, not a curated record
GUGGAACUUGACAUCGACUAUUGUGUCUGUGAUUCAUUCAUAUAUUGUUACAAUUUACAUUAACGAAAUACAAAUCUAAACUUCAUUGACCAUUCAUUUUUGGUUGGUUCGCUCCAGUUAGUUGCUGCUACUAGGCAAGAAGAAUGGGGGAAGUAAGGAUAUCUCGAUGGUACUUUGGAGGUCUUGCCUCUGCUGGUGCAGCAUGUGUAACUCAUCCUUUGGAUUUGUUGAAAGUACAAAUGCAGACCCAAAAAGGAAGAAAUGUGUCAAUGUUCAAACUCACCCAAAUAGUUUUGAAAAAUCAAGGUAUAAUGGGAUUGUAUAAUGGAAUAUCAGCAUCUCUUUUACGUCAGCUUACAUAUUCAACAGCAAGGUUUGGUAUUUAUGAAGUUGCAAAACAAACUUUGGCACCUAAAGAUGGUCUGCCUAUUCCGUUCUAUAUGUCGGCUUUAUUAGCUGGUCUUGGCGGUUUUGCUGGUGGUUUUGUUGGUAAUCCAGCUGACUUAGUCAAUGUCAGGAUGCAAAAUGAUGUGAAACUUCCCCCAGACCAAAGAAGAAAUUACAAAAACGCAAUUCAUGGUUUGUAUCGAGUUGCGGUACAAGAAGGAGUCUUGCGCUUAUGGGCUGGUGCAUCAAUGACUUGCAGCCGAGCUGCAUUGAUGACUAUAGGACAACUAUCUUUCUAUGAUUUAAUAAAGAGCUUGCUCACUACCACACCAUACUUUGGUGAUAAUAUUUCAACACAUGUCACUUCAAGUUUAUUAGCCGGCGCGAUAGCAACAACUAUGACACAACCAGUAGAUGUACUGAAGACUAGAGCAAUGAAUGCCAAGCCAGGUGAAAUCAAAGGUAUACUAAGUUUAAUAAUGGGAACAGCCAGAGAAGGGCCUCUCGCAUUCUUCAAAGGAUACAUUCCAGCAUUUGUGAGAUUAGCACCGCACACUAUACUGACAUUUGUAUUCCUCGAACAACUUAGAAUUAACUUUGGAUUUCUCAAAGUACAAAAAGUAGAAUAGAGGCCAAAGUACUUUUCAAAUAAAACAUUGACUAUUAAAAUUCAGAUUUAUAGAAAAUAUAUAAAUAAUAAAUAGAUACUUUUAAAAGUAUCCUCAGUUUUGACAUAUAUUGAAUGUUGUAUGGCCUAAUUUGUGUUCAAAGUCAUGUUCCUAAUAGGGGAAUUCAAAGUUUUCCGUCUAGCUAAAUGUAGUGUUUACAAUGUACACUUGACAAUAUUUUAUGCCAACUAUUAUUAUUUAUUUUUACACUUUGACGAAAUAUAAAAUAGAUUUGACUUAUAACUAUUAAUUAAAUGCUGUAACAAAAAUUCAAAACAGUUUAUCUGUUGAAUGUAUUGAUACAUAUAAAUCAUUGACUAAAAAUCGUCACUAUGUUCAAUCACGAUUAUUAUCCUAUUUAUGGUCUAAUUAUUAGUAAAAUUGUAAAAAUAUAGCACAUAUAUUUAUAACGCUAGAGUUUCUAUGUAAAGCGGUUAUUGCAUAGUAAUUAAGUUACCAGUGAAUAAUUUCCUCUUGUGAUCUGGAUGCUGUGGUGAUAAUUUAUUAUUUUGUAUGUAAAUCGUCUCCAAGACGUAGGGUACAUUGUAUCAUGUUGACUGUGUUAAUAAUUUAUAUUUUUACAUUGCAUGAAAUGGCACAAAUAUUUAUUUGCAUAUAAUUUAAGUUUAAGCUUGAUUUAGUUGCAUUUAAUGUUACAAUUAUUUUUCAAUUAGACUUAGUUUUGCAAAGCUUUCCAUUUUUUACUUUAAGUAGUAAAUUCUAAUAUUCAAGGCUCUUGCUUACGAACUAACAAUAUGUGGUAGUAAUAAUUACUUGCAAUGCUAUACUACCAGCUUUAAAGUUACUCUUCCAUUAAAAGAACUAAAUAUGUUUAACUAUUUUUUAUUUUGCUUUAAUGCUUUUAAUUAUUUUAAUGCAUUUAUACUCUGUGCCAAAUAGACGUCACUUGUUUAUAGAUGUAAUAUUUUUUGAUGUUUUUAAAUCGGUCAGCCGACAUUCCUUAGGAAAAUUUUAUUUAAAUUAGUAAUUUUAAGUUAUGUGGCCUAUGAAAUAACGACAUAAGUUUCUGGAUUUGGUGAUGUUUUUAUUUACCGUGAUAAUAAUAUAUUUAUCGUUGAAAGUUUUAAAUCUCUAAUGUCUUCAGCACAAAUUUAUCACUGUAUCUUCCAAGAGUAUACAUAUAGAAAUAUUUUCUAGAAAUUAAUCUUUAGAUGCAUUUUAACCAAUGUUUAUUCAUGUAUAUCUAUAGUAAUGAAUUCACAAAUAAGUGUAGAAAAAUAUUUUGUCAUAUAUGUGGUUGUGUAU